This is a messenger RNA of Triticum turgidum subsp. durum (durum wheat), 1665 nucleotides long. NCBI's taxonomy places the organism in Eukaryota, Viridiplantae, Streptophyta, Magnoliopsida, Poales, Poaceae. The record is from the annotation of a GenBank genome assembly.
AUGGAACCGAGGAGGCUUGGGCGGUUAGUGUUUCUGCUCUGCUGCUGUGCGGCCGUCACAUGCAGUCUGCACGCGGGAGCUCAGGCACAAACCACUCUACGACAACAAUCCGAAGGCUCACCCCACAAUGGAGCAGUGGGUAGGGUAUUGUCGGAGACGGCGAAUCGAUCGCAUAGCGACCUUUCGAGAAGAACGAGAAGAAUCGAUCCUCUUGAUGGCUUGAGGAAGUAUGAGGGAGGGUUCAAUAUCACAAACAAGCAUUACUGGAGUUCGACCGUAUUUACAGGUAGAUCUGGAUACAUCAUUGGUGCAUUAUGGCUUAUUGGUGGUGUCAUUUUUGCCGGCUUCCUUCUUGCCUCAAAGAUUUUCUUCACCAAAAGUAACGAAAGAGAAAGAGACGGUGUCAUCGAUGAUUUUCUUGACAGAUGCCAUCUUGUGUCUGUCAUGCUUAUCAUUCUUCUUGCAGUUUUUGCCAUAGUUGCAUCGGCGAUCGCGCUUCAGGGCGCUGUACUAUUUCAUUCUAGAGCAGAGUCCAUCAAAGAUAUCGUCGGGAGAACAGCGCUUGAAGCGACUGCGACGAUUUAUAACAUUACAGGAGCCAUUGAGAGGAUGCAGAACACGUCGAGGCUAUACAACAUUAGUAGCCAAUCCUUUGAUCAUCUGAACUCCACGGUAAAGGCACUGAACUCUGAAGCCGUGGAAAUUCAGGCGAAGGCCGAAAAGAACAUGCGCUUGGUCAGCAAAGGCAUCAACACAUUAGAACUUGUCAUCAUUUUAACCGUGACGCUGAAUCUUGUCUUGGUCCUUGUCUUGCUAGUGGGAAGACCUCUGAGGCUACAGAAGUUGUACCAUAUGUGCAUAGCCUUGUGCUGGGUACUGACAGUCCUCUUCUGGAUGUACUUCGGGCUGUACUACUUCCUCGACAAGUUCGCCGGCGUCACGUGCGCGGCCCUCGAGGAGUACCAGCUGAACCCCAAGAACAGCACGCUGGGCGCCAUCAUACCCUGCAGCGAGAAGAUGUCCGGCAGCGUCAUCCUGCACGAUGUUGGUGCAGGCAUACACGACAUCAUAGACCAGGUGAAUUCGAACAUUUACACCAUCAAGUCGGAGUACCCCGUGAAGCAGCUGGGCUAUAUCUGCAACCCGUUCGCCGGGCCGCCGGGGUACCGGUACCGGCCGGAGAACUGCGCUUCCGGCGCCGCCACCAUUGGUGACAUCCCUCAGAUCCUGCGGAGGCUGACGUGCUCGGAGUUGAGCGGUGGCGCCAACUGCGCGCCGGCCGACCUCUCGUCGGCGAUCGACUACGACAAGGUGCAGACGUACACGAGCUCCAUCCAGAACGUGCUGGACAUCUUCCCGGGCACGGAGCGGCUGGUGAGCUGCGAGCUGGUGAAGGCCGGCUUCGCGGACAUCGUGGGCAACCAGUGCGCGCCGCUGCGGCGCGGCGCGCGGGCGACGUGGGCCGCGCUCGCCGCCCUGUCGACGGCCAUGGCACUGCUCGUGCUCGCCUCGGCGGCGUGCGGCGGCGUCGGAGGGUCGCGCCACGCCGGCGACGACCGCCACUCGGUGAGGCACCUCACGUCGUCGUCCAACUCGGAGGUAUCGGAGACCGAGUUCACCGAGAUGCACGCCAAGAAAGUGCGAGUUAAGAUCGCCGGGCCGUGA